This is a messenger RNA of Cladophialophora yegresii CBS 114405, 2244 nucleotides long. RefSeq lists its product as uncharacterized. The coding region runs from base 1 to 2244 and encodes 747 amino acids. Lineage: Eukaryota; Fungi; Ascomycota; Eurotiomycetes; Chaetothyriales; Herpotrichiellaceae. The transcript has 2 exons. Gene Ontology annotation, molecular function: hydrolase activity. The record is from RefSeq and is a predicted model, not a curated record.
AUGCUUCUUUCAUUCUUCGGAGCGCUCGUCGGCUACUGGGCCAUUCUCAAACACACGUCGCUGGUGACAGCAGCCUUCGCCGGCAAUGCCAACGCCCAAGCCCCGUUGACUGGCCUACCGGAAGCGUUAAAUCCAGAGCUCACGAACACCAUCGGAAACGACCUGAUCAAGCUCUAUUACAAUGGCACAGGCCCAGUCCCUUCGUAUGACAAGAAGUCCCCGAUACCCGAGCCCAUAACCCCUCUGAGUGGACAAGCAAUCGAGGCGUCGGUUGUGGAUGAACUGCUCUCCAUUGUUGAGACUCCGUACUACCCAGAUAUAUGCUCGAAAUGCGUCGCCGCGGGCCAAGUGCUCCAUGUUGCUGCCAUUACCCAGCCCGUCUCGGUCUUUACAAGCGUACUCAUCAAAGCAUGCAAUGCUCUUCCCCAGAUCAAGGCCAAGCUCAGGUCAGCGUCUUGUGAAUCGCACUUCAGCGGAGUCGGAGGAUUUGGCCCUUACCUGGCACAACUCUUCUCGAAGAUGUCCCUGGCAACGGGGGAUAUGCACCACUUCUGCUCCGUCAACUAUAAUCUCUGCACAGAGGAAGCUCCGAUCCUGAUCGACGAAGACUUGUACUUCACUCCAAAGCCAGAGUCAGCCAAUAUCGCCCCGGAACCUUCCGCUCAGACAUUCAAUGUGCUUCACCUCUCAGACUGGCACCUUGACCCCCGAUAUGACAUCGGAUCUGAAGGCAAUUGUUCAAACUACAUGUGCUGCCGGCCAUACUCGGUCAACACCGAGCUAUCCACUGAUUCUCGCAACCCUUCGAUCCCAGCCUCGAGAUUCGGAUCCUUUCUGUGCGACUCGCCUGCUGACCUGGCCCUUUCAGCUUUCGUCAAUAUGCCUGGUUUCUUCGACAUGGACGAUCUGGCUUUCAGCAUCUUCACCGGCGACAUCGUUUCGCAUGAUCCUGAAGAUAUACUUUCACAAGAUUAUGUCUCGUACGAAGAAGAGGUUACUUUCAAAGUUUUCAAGCGGAUGCUGGGCGAUAACAUACCCAUUUAUGCAGCACUUGGAAACCACGACACACUACCCGUCGGAUUCAACACUCCGCAUGCCAUGGACCCGGAUGCGACAAACAGCAGCAGCAAUAUCAUGCAAUGGAAUUAUGACCUCGUGUCUACCUUGUGGUCCAGCCACUCCUGGCUCAAUGAUACUGAAGCUGAGUUUGCGCGCACCCACUACGGUGCAUAUGCCACCACCACAUCUCAGGGAUUGCGUGUCAUUUCCUUGAACUCCGAUUUCUGGUACAAGGAGAACAUCUUCAACUAUUGGAACGUCACCAAUCCAGAUCCCAGCGGCAUCCUGAAGUGGCUGGCAGACGAGCUCUCAGCGUGCGAGAAGAGAGGUCAGCGAGCCUGGAUCAUUGCUCAUGUGCUGUCCGGGUAUGAUGGCGCCUCGCCAAUGCCGAAUCCAACGGCGUUGUUCUAUUCUAUAGUGCGCAGGUUCUCCCCCGCCACCAUUGCAGCAAUCUUCUUCGGACACACGCACCAAGAUCAAUUGCAGAUCUUCUAUGACUAUCUUCCAUCCUCGCAGGUCUCCGUCUCCGAUCCCAGCAACCCAGACGUGCCACGCACCCUCCGUGACACCACUCAAAUUGACAUCGCUAAGCCCCUGCAAGUGUCUUACAUCGGUCCUUCGAUCACCCCUCUGACAGGUCUAAACUCCGGCUAUCGAGUCUACCAGGUCGACAGCAAGACCUUCUCCAUCAUGGGCGCGCAGACAUACAUUGCGAACAUGAGCAACAGUCUGAAAUGGACAAAGCCAGUUUGGGAAUUCGAGUACGACACAAGAGAGGCGUAUUCAGUCAGGUUCAGUUUAGAAGACUCGGACCCGGACUCGGACUCGGACUCAACUGAACAACAACGGGACGACGGCGACAGCAAACACGGGCUAGGCAUCGAGUGGCCUUCUCAGUUACCUCUUAAUGCCACGUUUUGGCACCUUGUCACCGAGAAAAUGCUCAACGACACGGACUUUGCAGCCGAUCCACCGGCAAAAUCGCCGCUGCUCAAACUAUAUGAAUUGUACGAGGCCAAGUCUAGCACCCACCCUGAUCGUCGUGUCAGCGGCGGAACAGAGAGUCCGGAGCAAAAGAUCUGCUUCAUACGAGCCGGAAGCGGCUAUCUAGGCCGAUACUGCAAGGAGAGAUACGGUGGUGGUGAUGCGGGGAGUCUGAGAGAACGGGAGUUUGCGAUCAGGUAG